This is a messenger RNA of Hydractinia symbiolongicarpus, 2435 nucleotides long. RefSeq lists its product as uncharacterized. Bases 36 to 1769 code for a protein of 577 amino acids. Lineage: Eukaryota; Metazoa; Cnidaria; Hydrozoa; Anthoathecata; Hydractiniidae. The record is from RefSeq and is a predicted model, not a curated record. Gene Ontology annotation, molecular function: calcium ion binding; NADH dehydrogenase activity. The transcript is spliced from 8 exons.
CUAUUUCUAAGUCCCUGAGUUUAAGAUACUAUAGAAUGAUUGGUACUAAAAUAUCUGCAAAAGUUUUUCAUGCACUGAAGCAUUUGCGAGUUCAUGGUUUUCGUGGAAGUGUGCUGCAAAGAAAAAAUACAGGAAGUUACAAAUACGUUAUCUCUGCGUUUUCAGGUUCAGUGAUAUCAUUCCUUGGUGGUUUGGCAUACAUUGUAGUUUAUUCUAAAUCAGAAAAUGAACCAAAGAAAAAAAUCGUUGUGCUUGGUUCUGGUUGGGGUGCUGUUAAUUUUAUUCGAUCGUUAAAACCCGACGAAUAUGAUGUGGCAAUUGUGUCACCUCAGAAUUAUUUUUUAUUCACUCCAUUGUUACCAGGAGUAACAGUUGGUACUGUCGAGGGAAGAAGUAUUGUUGAGCCAAUUAGAAAGAUAAUUACAAGGAAACAUAAAUCCGGUGUUAAAUUUUACGAAGCAGAAUGUACAGAGGUGAAAGUCCAAGACAACAAAGUUGUUUGCACAGAUUUAUCAGAUAUUGUUGGAAGGCAACAGGAGUUCACACUCGGUUAUGAUUACCUUGUUGUCGCCGUGGGGGCACAGACCGCGACUUUCAAUAUCAAAGGCGUGGCUGAAAAUACACAUUAUCUUAAGAAUGUGAAACAGGCACAAGAAAUUCGCAAAAAUAUCAUGGACUCCUUUGAAACUGCUAAUAUGCCAGGACAGCCAGACCAUGAAAUUCGUAGACUGCUCCAUUUUGUUGUCGUUGGCGGAGGACCAACAGGUGUUGAAUUUGCUGCAGAAUUGAGAGACUUCCUCAAAAGUGAUUUGACAAGAUUCUACCCCAAAGAAUUAAUCGAAAAAUCACAGAUUACGUUAGUUGAUGGAUUAAAUAAAAUUCUUAACACUUAUUCUGAAGAGAUUAGCCGCUAUACUGAAAGUCAUUUCAAGAGAGAAGGUAUUAAUGUUAUAACCAAUACAUUUGUCACUGGUGUGGAAUCAAACUUGAUGCAUUUGAUGGAUUCUAAAACUAAAGAAGUGAAGUCAAUGGGGUAUGGUAUGUGUGUUUGGUCUGCUGGCAACGCACCUAGAUCUAUCACGAAGAAGAUCAUGAACGAAGUGCCAGGCCAAACAAAUAGAAUGGGGUUAAUUACAGAUAUAUUUUUGAAAGUGAAAAACACUGAGAAUGUGUUUGCAGUUGGUGAUUGUGCCACGAUCCAAAAUGAAAAAUUGGUGGAUUAUAUUGACGACUUGUUUAACGAAGUCGAUGUAAAGAAAACUGGAGAACUCGAUUUUGAUCAGUUUGAAGAUGUGUUGGAAAGUGGAAUGAAGAAAUGUCCUCAUUUAUGUCAUCAAUUUAAGGAGAUAGAAGAUUUGUUUGACCAAGCUGAUCGAAACAAAUCCAAAAAAAUAUCACGUGAUGAAUUUCGUACGUUUGCAUUGGAAGUUGAUGCCGUACAAACUGCUCUCCCUCCUACAGCGCAAGUAGCUACUCAAGAAGGUAAAUACCUUGGCAAACUACUUAGUGACCAUGAGAUGGAGAUCUCGAUGAAUUUCAUGGACCAUGUUGUUCCAUUUCGAUAUGACCAUCUGGGUUCAUUCGCUUAUGUUGGGAAAAAUCGAGCUGUUCUGGAAUUACCAUUGGUCGGUGCUUUUAAAGGCUGGUCGACCAUGUGGUUAUGGCGUGGCGCUUACGCAAGUGAAGCCGUCAGUCUGCGCAUGCGUGUUUUGAUCUUGUUUGAUUGGAUAAAAUCGUACGUGUUUGGUCGAGAUAUAUCUCGUAUUUGAAUUAGUAUACUUCACACGUUUUUAUCUCACUGCAUUAACCAAUCCUGUUUGUGCAUUUACAGUACUACGUCUGUGGGGACGAAAAAUGGAAAGAAAAUUUGGUACCAACGAGCGGUUGUUUGGCUACUACGUUGUACUUGUUCUGAAUUUUAGUGGUGUUAUUACUAACCAAAAUGCGUGACGAACAGAGAACUUGAUUAAAUUUAGAGUGCUUUACGUGAAAUGCUGUAUUGUCAUUAAAUGUGAACGGCUGUUUCAAAGAUUGCAAUUAACCCAACCCAUACAACACUGUAUACCUGUGAGCCACAAUCCAUACAACACAGGGGAGACUUCACCUUUUGCUGGGUAUUAAACAAUAUAUUGUGAAAUGCUCGAAAAGUCCAUUUAGAGUCGUUGAGCCUAUAACAUGCACUUAUAACUUCAUUUUGUUAAGAUUUAUUACCAGUUAACCAUUGGUGUAUGAAGAUGAAUCAAGAAUGAAUAUGAAAAAUCUGUGACGAAGAAAUAGUUUAAAAAACGAUUGGACCAGCGCUUGCUUGUGUUCUUGCGGUGUGUAUGAAGAUCGCUGUAGUGUGAAAUGAGUUUGUAAUAUAGUGAAUAACAAAAAAGAAUAAAUUAAAUAAAACCACAGAAACUUCUGUUUUCUUGUGGUUGUUUUUUCUGGGA